Molecule: messenger RNA, 1064 nt
Organism: Rhodamnia argentea
Lineage: Eukaryota; Viridiplantae; Streptophyta; Magnoliopsida; Myrtales; Myrtaceae
Product: ribonuclease 2
Exons: 9
Coding region: 25-834 (269 amino acids)
Biological process (GO): RNA catabolic process
Cellular component (GO): extracellular region
Molecular function (GO): RNA binding; ribonuclease T2 activity
Source: RefSeq, a predicted model, not a curated record
GCGUUCGAUUCUCUCUCUCCUUCGAUGGCUUCUUCCUCGUCUCUCAUUCGCCGGACGGUUCUCGUCGCGGCGAUCGUAGCGAUGGUGACAACUGGAGAGGCUGAUGAGGGGGGCAACCAGAGAGAGUUCGAUUACUUCAAGCUGGCGAUGCAAUGGCCCGGCACAUACUGCCAGCGGACUCGCCAUUGCUGCUCCUCCAACGCCUGUUGCCGCGGCUCAAAUUCUCCAGCUGAGUUCACUAUACACGGACUAUGGCCUGAUUACAAUGAUGGAAGUUGGCCUGCCUGUUGCAGUCGAUCUCGUUUCAAUGAAAAAGAGAUCUCUACAUUGGUUGGUGCACUUGAUAAAUACUGGCCAUCUUUAAGUUGUGGUUCAUCUUCAACUUGUCAUGGCGGAAAAGGAUCAUUCUGGGCUCAUGAGUGGGAGAAGCAUGGAACUUGCUCCUUUCCUGUACUGCAAGAUGAGUACAACUACUUUUUAACAACUCUGAAUGUCUACUUCAAGUACAAUAUCACUAGAGUACUAAAUGAUGCUGGAUAUCUGCCUUCCAACACUGAAAAAUAUCCUAUUGGGGGCAUCGUUUCUGCAAUUCAGAAUGCUUUCCAUGUGACCCCAGAAAUAGCUUGCUCCAAUGGGGCUUUGGAGGAGCUUUACUUAUGCUUCUAUAAGGACUUUCAGCCUCGAGAGUGUGCGGUCGGGUCUAUCCUACUACAAGAUAUGAGCUUAUCAAAAAGCUCAUGUCCCAAGUAUGUCAGCUUGCCAGAAUAUGUGUCACCUGGGCGAGCAAAGACUGAAUGGACGAUGUCGUCGGUUCCCCAAAUCGAAGCUCUCUAGGCGCUCGACUGGCAGAGGCUGCCCAUCAUCCAGUUGGCAUUCGAUCUUGAUUGGGGUGGUUUUUGACCUGUAUGUAUAUGUCUACUGCCUAGAAUGAUGAUUCACGUUGUGUUCAUAAUCAUCAAGAGCGAACUAGUGCAAUAUGCGCAUGUUGGUAGUUGCUCGGAGCUUCCCACUUCGGGGGUCAGAUAUUUCAGAUAUGCUUACUACGAAACUACAGCUUAGUGAAA